AUGUGGGUCAGGCCGGGUCGUAGUUGUGGGCGUGCCAUUCAUAUAAUAGUCUGCAAAUGGACCGUGAGUUGAAUACGUUUGCCACUUUCUCGUCAGUUUUGCCGUUAGGGUUACCCGUGAUAGUACACGUACGUCUGGAGGACAGCCAUGGCGCGGCAGCUGCUCAGCAAACCCGCCGUCUGCUCACUAGCCCUGUCCAACUCGCGAGCCCUGGCCUCCGUCGCGCCAGCUCAGACAGCAACAGUUCAUCAGAACAAGGACAAGUCGCUCAAGGACAUGCCCGGAACGACCAGCAAACUGGCGCAGCUGUGGUGGGGGUACAAGAACAGGUCUCGAAUGCACGAAGCUCAGAUGGAGCUGGAGAUGAAGUACGGCCAGAUGUGGCGCUCGUCCUUCGGGUUCAAUGAUAACGUGAACGUGGCGCACGUGUCGCUGGCGGAGCAGCUCCUGCGCCAGGAGGGGAAGUACCCCAAGCGGAUGGAGGUGAACAACGGCAUGCAGCUAUACCGGGACUUGAGGGGGUACUCCUACGGGCUCAUCAACCAUACCGGACCGGAGUGGCGCCAUCUCAGGACGGCCGUCAGCAAGCGGAUCAUGCGGCCUAAAGAAGUCCCGAGAUACGGAGACAGCAUGAAUGAGGUUGUGACAGACAUGAUCGCCAGGUUUAAGUACCUGAGGGACAGCAGUGGCGAAGGGAAGACCGUGCCGGACCUCACCAACGAGCUGUACAAAUGGGCCAUGGAGUCCAUUGCCACAGUUCUGUUCGACACACGGCUUGGGUGCCUGGAGAGGGAAGUGCCAGAGAAGACCCAACAGUUUAUCGACUCCAUCGCCACCAUGUUCAAAACGGCGUUUCUUAUAUCAGCCCUCAAGCCGUGGAUGCUGACGUACUUCAAGCCCAGGGUUUGGCAGCGUCACGUGGAGGCGUGGGACACCAUCUUCGGUGUCGCUCACGAGAACAUUGACAGGAAAGUGCUGGACAUUAACGCCAGGCUGAGUCGUGGAGAGGAGCUGGACGGGUCGUUCCUGACCUACAUGCUGACCGGGACAGACGUGACGAAGAAGGACCUGUACGCCACUGUUACCGAGCUGCUGCUGGCAGGAGUGGACACGACGUCCAACACGAUGGUGUGGACCCUGUACGAGUUAGCUCGCCACCCGGAGCUGCAGGACAGACUGCACCGUGAGGUCACCGGCGUGGUGUCCGCCGGACAGACACCUACUGUUGAGGACGUCAAGAACAUGCCGCUACUCAAGAACGUCAUCAAGGAGAUACUGAGAGUGUAUCCAGUCUUGCCGGCGAAUGGACGCGUUCUGGACAAAGACAUCGUGCUUGGUGGCUAUAAUAUUCCUAAAGGGACGCAGUUUGCAAUACUUCACUACAACAUGACGCGUGAUCCCGAGGCGUUUGAGGACCCGGAGAGGUUCAACCCUGACCGCUGGACCCGUAUGGGCACGGAGAAGGUCAACACCUUCUCAUCGGUGCCGUUCGGCUUCGGACCCAGACAAUGCGCAGGCCGGCGACUUGCAGAGAUGGAGAUGUACUUGGUCCUUGCAAGGUUGGUGCAGACGUUUGAGGUGAGACAGCUGACUCCAGGGGAGACAGUCCGGCCCGUGACGCGCGCACUGCUGGUGCCAGGAGACCCGGUCCACCUGGAGUUCAUGGACCGGCCGUGAGAGGGCGCUAUUAAGGGGUUCACAGUUAGCCUCCAUAGCAGGCCUCAUGACUGGGCAACCAGGCUGUAUGCCAGCUGAUUGCUUGGUGGGUUUGAAGUCCAACCAAGAAGCCUGAUGUGGAGGCUAGUCACUUUGCAUCAAUCCUUCACUACCCUGCAUUUACAAUAUUUCACCUUUGUUCAUUAGACAGUUUUUUUUCUAAAUCAAGUUUCCUCCAUCUAGGAGGUAAUUUUGUAUUCAAUGUCAUUGGUUUAUGGGUGGGAUUAAUUUGAAUCUGGACUCUUCAACAAUAACUGUUUGUUCUAAAAAAUAUUUGACAUUAUACUUAUUUUCAUUGCAUAGUAAUUCUGUUGUGGUUCAUAGAACACAUCCUGCUUCUCAAAAUGCAACUUCAAUGCAACAAGUUAUUAUCUACAGUACCUGUAGCUGCGAUAUAUGUUACUACUCAGCAGUCAUGCAGAUUAUGUG
This is a messenger RNA of Branchiostoma belcheri (Belcher's lancelet), 2145 nucleotides long. Its product is annotated as cytochrome P450 27C1-like. The record is from RefSeq and is a predicted model, not a curated record. The transcript is spliced from 11 exons. Lineage: Eukaryota; Metazoa; Chordata; Leptocardii; Amphioxiformes; Branchiostomatidae. Gene Ontology annotation, cellular component: mitochondrial inner membrane. Gene Ontology annotation, molecular function: oxidoreductase activity, acting on paired donors, with incorporation or reduction of molecular oxygen; monooxygenase activity; heme binding. Gene Ontology annotation, biological process: cholesterol metabolic process; cellular response to peptide hormone stimulus; C21-steroid hormone biosynthetic process. Bases 148 to 1677 code for a protein of 509 amino acids.